AUGAAAAAUAUCAUUUCUUUAUUAAUUCUUUCUGUCAUUUUUGAAGGUCAUCCAUAUAGUUACGGAAUAAAUUCAUCAAUUCGUCCAACGAACACACCCACGCCCGGAUUAAGAUAUAAGAAUUUAGGAAAAAGUGGUCUCCGUUGCAGUAAUGUAGGUUUAGGAACAUGGUCAAUAUUUAGUCCAAAUGUAUCAAGUGAGCAAGCCGAAUCGAUAAUAAAGCUUGCAUCGGAUAAUGGAAUUAAUCUCUUCGACCUGUCAGAGGCACAUUCGGGUGUUCGAGCAGAAAUUGAAAUGGGCAAAAUCAUUCAGAAAUACAAUUGGAAACGAACGACAUACAUUAUUGUAACGAAAAUUUAUUGGAGCACAAAGUCGGAAGAGCGAGGAUUGUCACGUAAGCACAUUAUUGAAAGUGUCAAGGCUAGUUUGCAGCGACUACAGGUCGAAUAUAUAGAUAUUAUUUUGAUUCACAAGGCAGACUCCAUGUGUCCUAUGGAAGGUUAUUGCCUAUAUUGGGGAACUGCCAAAUGGAGCCAUGUAGAGAUUAUGGAAGCAUAUAGCAACUGUCGUCAAUUCAAUUGUGUGACGCCAAUUGUAGAGCAAGCUGAGUAUCACAUGUUCAAUAGGGAAAAGGCAGAGCUUUUUCUGCCGGAACUCUACAACAAAAUUGGUGUUGGAUUAAUGGCUUGGGGUCCACUUUCUAUGAGCCUCUCGGAGAACAAUGAACGUCUGAUGUUUACAACAAAAGGAUCGUUGAGAAACAAAAGUCAAAGCUACUCGUGGACUGAGGACGAGCUGAACAAGGAGGAUCGAAUGGAUGAGACGAGAAGACAUUGUGAAAAACUCCGUGAACUCGGUCUGUUGGCAGAAAAAUUGGGUUGUUCACUAACACAACUUUCAAUCGCGUGGACUUUAAAGCAUGAACCAGUUCAGAGUCUACUUAUCGGUGCUGUAAGCACUGAACAACUUCACACCAAUUUACAAGCACUUCAAUUACUUCCUCGUCUAUCGCCACCCGUCAUGUUGGAGAUUGAAAAGAUUAUUGAUAAUAAGCCGGUGCGACCACUACCUGUUUCGACUUUAGCACUUAGCUAUCCAGGUGUCGUACUGGAAUCUCCUAAAGACGAAAGUAAACUAAAUUUUGGGACAACAGAUGUGAAUAAAGAUAAAUCAAAGACCAGUGGCACCGGAAAUAGCAGCAAUAACAAAAAGAAUUCAACACUCACAAGCUCAUCAGCACUCAACACCAAAGAUUUAAUUCGUGAUUACAAAACCAUAACAAGUUCGACAUCAACAAACUUCAAUAAGGUUGAAGCACGUUUGGAACGUGGUGAUUCGAUAGGAAAUGAUGACUCGAAAGAAUCACCGACAAGUGAUGAGAAGAAAGGAAAGAUAAAGAGGAAUUCAAGCCUAAUAUCACUAAAGUCAAUAAACCAAAAUUUAAAAGCUAUGCUCAAAAUAACACGAAAUGAUACGAGUAGUUCCAGUGAUGCUGAAAUUGGUGAAACAAUCAAAAAGAAGCCACCACAUUUAAAUCCUCCUAUGAUUUCGGCGCCAUCUUUAAGGAUUGAUGAUGUUGAUAUUGAUGAAACGAAAAUGUUGCUAAAUUAUCCACAAUCACCGCAACGAUAUCCAUCAUCAUCAGCAUCAGUAACACCAGCUUGUACGCCUACAACAUCAACAACACCAUUAUUACAAUACCAAGAAUAUGUUCCACGUUCUGUCAGUCCAUCGCCAUAUCUAGACAUUUCUCCAUCUCCAAGACGCUCGUCGACAUCAGAUAUUUUAAAUAAAAAGCCCUCAAAUCCAAAUGUUGCUGACACAUCAUCAAAGAAAUCAUUACACAGUACAGCUGGAUCUGGUUCGGCACUUCUUACUGAGCCACAUUUACUUAAUGUCGCGGCAGCAGUAACAAAAGAACGAAGACCGUCGACGAGUGAGCUCUUACGUAAGGCACGUGAGCGUAAGGGAAGUGAAGGUAAAUUAGGUCGAAGUAUAUCGAGUGGAAGUAGUAUAGCACGCUGUGGUAAUAGAAAUAGACGUUUAAGCAUGGCAUUUUAA
Molecule: messenger RNA, 2061 nt
Organism: Chironomus riparius
Lineage: Eukaryota; Metazoa; Arthropoda; Insecta; Diptera; Chironomidae
Source: the annotation of a GenBank genome assembly